AGAGAGAUCACAGAUAGAGAAUAGAGAGAUCACAGAGAACAGAGAGAUCAUAGAUAGAGAACAGACAGAUCACCGAUAGAGAACAGAGAGAUCACAGAUAGAGAACAGAGAGAUCACAGAUAGAGAACAGAGAGAUCACAGAGAACAGAGAGAUCACAGAUAGAGAAUAGAGAGAUCACAGAGAACAGAGAUCACAGAUAGAGAAUAGCGAGAUCACAGAUUGAGACUAGAGACCAAAGGGAGAGGGGGACUACACACGUAGAUUAUUACACAGCGCAAGUUCUACAAACUGCAUACAGUAUAUACAGCGACUCCAAACAGACUGCACAUUACUGUCCUAGUUCUACAGUUACAGGCAUGCAGGCGCCAGUGACAGGAGUCUAACCGCGAACCACUGGCCCCAUGGGAGGACAUCACCGCUGUGUCUGGGGGACAGUUCGGGUGGUGGCACGCAGAGCAAGCCAGUUCAACAACCCUGCCCCACGUCUCCUCACCCUCUUCCCUGAUCAUCGGCACUGCUCUGGCCGUGCGUUCUCCGUGUCUGCGCCCAGCCAUGCCGGUCCCAGUCUUGGUGCUGGUGGUGGCUUGUAUAGCUCCCUGGCAGACACGGCGCCUGUGCUACUUGCUGAGCACCUACUGGCGGCGACGCAGGCCUCCUUAGGCCUGCCCUGGUGGGCUACGAUCACUUGCAGCACGAUCGCACUCCGCUCCUGCGUCACCCUCCCCCUCACAGUCUACCAGAUGCACGUGAUAGCCAAGCUCUCCGCACUGCAACAGGAAAUCGCGGAGCUGGCACGGCUGCUGCGGCGCGAUGUGUCCGUGACGGCGCGGCAGCGCGGCUGGCCAGAGAGCACAGCGCGGUUUGAGUUCCGCAAGGAGCUGAAACGCCUGGUGAGUGAGCUGUAUGUGCGCGACAACUGCCACCCUGUGAAGGCCUCGCUGAUCAUGUGGGUCCAGAUCCCCCUGUGGAUCAUCCUAACCGUCUCCCUGCAGAACAUCUCCUGGCUCGCACAGGAUGAGUCAAGCAAGUAUGGAGGCCUCCUGGAAGGAGGAAUGUUGUGGUUUUCCAAUCUCACGGCACCGGACACCACGUGGAUUCUGCCUAUUUCUCUCGGCCUCAUAAACCUGCUCAUUGUCGAGAUGUUUGCGCUGCAGAGGAAGGACAUGUCGCGCAUGCAGCGGUUUGCUACGAACUUCAUCCGACUGCUCUCAUUAGUGAUGGUGCCAGUCGCCGCAGCGGUCCCGUCGGCUGUGAGCCUGUACUGGGUGAGUUCCAGCGCUGUGGGUCUGGCUCAGAACCUGGCUUUGAGGGCUCCACGAGUCCGUUCCCUCCUGCAUCUGCCACGUUCCCCCAUGGACUCCGAGACACCAUACAGAGACCUGGCUCGAUCAUUCCGCUCCAGGAUCAUGGAUAGAGGCGGUUCUGCAGAGACACCCAAGACGCGAAGAUGAAAUGGAACGAAGUGAAAGGCCGAGGCCUUGCUCGAAUAAUCUUGACUAAAUAGUGAAAUAAAAACCUAUUCCAUUUGUAGAACGUAGCCGUUUUCAUAUUAUUGUAUGUGUGAUCACAUUGUUGCAGAUGUUUUUUCACAGCUCAAAUACAAAAUGAACUCUGGAGAUGA
This is a messenger RNA of Petromyzon marinus (sea lamprey), 1622 nucleotides long. The record is from RefSeq and is a predicted model, not a curated record. NCBI's taxonomy places the organism in Eukaryota, Metazoa, Chordata, Hyperoartia, Petromyzontiformes, Petromyzontidae.